Messenger RNA from Halteromyces radiatus, 1606 nucleotides. RefSeq lists its product as uncharacterized. Bases 29 to 1606 code for a protein of 525 amino acids. The record is from RefSeq and is a predicted model, not a curated record. Gene Ontology annotation, molecular function: protein binding. Lineage: Eukaryota; Fungi; Mucoromycota; Mucoromycetes; Mucorales; Cunninghamellaceae. The transcript has 8 exons.
UUUCAUUCUUUAUUUAUUUAUUUAUCAAAUGAUAAAUCAAUUUAAUCUAUUGAUUUUGAUUAUCACUUUAGUUCAUCUAGUAAAAAGUGAUUCAUUACCUCCAGUUUAUAAACAUGGAUGUGUGAUUUUAGCGAAUCAAAAAAUAUAUUGUUAUGGAGGUGCUAAUCGACAAGGCACUGCUAGUAAUUCGAAUGCCACCUUAUCAUCAUCCGAUAGUCAAAUAUACAAUCAUCAUGUUUAUCUCGACGUUUCCAAACCACUCAAUGUAUCUGGUGCUAAUACACAAUGGCAACCUGUACCUACACCCAACAACGCUUUUCAAUUGGAACCUCGUGCAGAUUUCGCUAUUGUUAAUCAUAACGAUACUUCUUAUAUCAUCGCUGGUGGCUCUGGUCCUUCUACCAACCAUGGGGAUCAAAGUCUUGUGAAUAUCACCACUCGUUAUAAUGCUGAUACCAAUACUUGGGGAAUCAUCGCAAGUAAAGAUCCUUCAGCUGCUAAAAUGAAUAUCACCAUGGAUGUACAAAUGUUCGGUGGGCGGGGUGUGAAGGUCACCAACACUCAAUUUAUGAUCGCUGGCGGUAUUCCUCCUAAUAAUAAUACUGUCCUUCCUGCAAAUACAACUUAUGUAGAAGUCGACGCAGCUGAUCCUACCUGGUCCACUAUGCAAGUCUGGGUUGAUCCCAUCACAAGAGGUGGCAAUAUGUUCCCUGAACCUGCACGUGUUUUCCGUCAUGCUAUGGCUACAAGCAGUAAUGGUAAUGUCUACUUCUUUGGUGGAGUUCGACCUGUCAAUGCCACACAGAACUACGACUAUAUGAAUAACUUGGGUUAUUAUGGUUUCGAUGCAUUGCUUGUAUGGUAUCCAGCCCAAAACCAAACAUUUAAUGUUGUUAAGCCUAGUAAUCCCGAUAAUGCGCCUAGUCUUCGACAACUUCAUACUGUGACGAGUAUUCCCAACACAGACAAGAUGCUUCUUUAUGGUGGUGUCAAUGGUGAUGGAGCUAAUUCUGACUUUUGUUAUAUAUUUGAAACUGUAUCUGGACUUUGGACGAUUGCCAACUUUACCAAUGGUGAUGGUCCGGGAAGACGAUAUGGACAUCAAGCUAUCAUGGUGGGCAAUGACAUGCUCUAUAUUAUUGGAGGUAUCGAUAUCACCAACACUGUCCAAAACGAUGUACAUAUCUUGAAUGUCACCAGUAUGACAUGGUUGAAUGGAUCUUACACAAAUACUUAUGAUCAAAUGAACAGUGCCUCUUCAUCAAACAACAACAAUGGAACUGGAUCAUCCUCUCUUAGUGGAGGUGCUAUUGCUGGCAUUGUUAUUGGUUGUGUUGCUGCUGUGGCUCUAGGUACCGCGGCUGCUGUGAUCUUCUACAUACAACAUAAAAAGAAGAAAUUAUUGUCAUCUGGUGCUGCUCCUGCUGGUUUUGCUCCUACUACUCCUCCACCAAAUAAUAACAAUACAAAAGAAUACAACACGACGUAUACUCCUGCAUCUCCUAUGAGUGAUGAUGGCUCCACCACUCUUUAUUCAUCACAACCUGGUGAUGGUAAAUAUGACCAUUUCCCUACUUCUCAUGUUGAAAAACCUCACUUGUACUAG